AUGAGCAAUCCGGUACGAAAAAAGUUGGUGAUCGUCGGUGAUGGUGCAUGUGGAAAAACCUCUUUGCUGAUACGAUUUUGCAGAGACGAAUUCAACGAAAACUAUGUGCCAACUGUAUUUGAAACCUACGUUGCCGAUAUUACUUUCCGCAAUAAAACAAUUGAAUUCUCAUUAUGGGAUACAGCCGGUCAAGAAGACUAUGAUAGACUUCGGCCACUUAGUUAUCCGGAUACUGACAUCUUUUUACUGUGUUUUGCAAUUGAUAGUCUUGAUUCAUUAGAAAAUAUUACUGAAAAAUGGUUACCCGAGAUUCGGCAUUAUUGCCCAUCAGUUCCAAUUGUUAUGGCUGGACUGAAGAAAGAUGUACGCUCAUCGGCAAAUUCACAGCAAUGGAUAACGGACGGUAAAUCAAAGUUAGUUACGCCGGAACAGGGCCUCUAUGUAUCGCAAAUGAUACAUGCCAAUAACUACUGUGAAUGUUCAGCUAGAACUUGCGAGGGAGUCCGGGAAGUGUUCGAGAAAUGUGUAGAAGCAGCACUACAAGCUUCAAAACAACGAACAAAACGCCGAACAAGGUGCACGUUGUUGUAA
Enterobius vermicularis (human pinworm) is the source of this 591-nucleotide messenger RNA. NCBI's taxonomy places the organism in Eukaryota, Metazoa, Nematoda, Chromadorea, Rhabditida, Oxyuridae. The record is from the annotation of a GenBank genome assembly.